AUGGACGUUUUUGAUGGACUUCCAGAUCCGAUCAUCAUCGACAUCUUGAACAAAGUCGGUGACGUCAAAACCUUACUUCGUUGCACUUCUCUUUCCAAACGAUUCCACUCGCUCGUCCCUCAGUCCGAGUCACUCUUCCUCCGACUCGACCACCACCAAGACUCCGACUCACACUCCGAUCCUCCCGUCUCCAACAUUUUCCAAUCUUUGUUCAAGUCUUUCCACGGCUUCUUCUCUCUUUUCUCUAAACCGGCUAAACCGAUCCCAGUCACGUCUCUUUCUCCGGAUAUCCCAUCCAAGAUUCUCUCCCGGUUUGACCGCAUCAAGAACCUCGAAGUCGAGCUUCCCGGCGGCGACGUAAACCUCGAGAAAGGCGAAGCCGUUAAGUGGAAAGCCGAGUUCGGUAAAACUCUCAAAACAUGCGUCAUCGUCGCGUUUCGUUCCUCCGCCACGGUUUCGUCGUCUUCCCCUGACGAUGAGUCCGACGCCGAGUUCGUGACCGGACUAAAGACGCGGGUGGUGUGGACGAUAAGCGCGCUGAUGUCAGCGUCUUCUCGUCAUUACCUGAUGAGGGAGGUCGUGAAGGAGCACGAGGAGAUGGAAAGUCUUGUCAUGCGCGACGGAGGAGGAGAAGGAACGGUGGUGAUGCAAUCGGAAGGGAUGAGAGAGUUUCGAAAGAGUGGGGAGGCGCGUGUGGAAGAAGAGGAGGAAGAGCGCGUGGAGAAGAAUAAGAGGAGUGUGGUGCCAAGCGUGAAGAUGAGUAUGAGACACGCGCCGUCGCUUAAGCUCAAGAGUGGUAUCUGUUUAGAAUCCGCGACGCUCGUGGUCGUAAGGCCGAGCGAGGGAUACUCCGACGUCGGAGAUGAUGAGCUGGCGACGGAGGCUUUUGCCGGAGAUUGUUUGUACGGUGAAGCGGUCGUCGCUUUGUUAAAGCGUAAGAAGAAUGCUUUAGAAAUGAACUCGUUUUAG
Molecule: messenger RNA, 969 nt
Organism: Microthlaspi erraticum
Lineage: Eukaryota; Viridiplantae; Streptophyta; Magnoliopsida; Brassicales; Brassicaceae
Source: the annotation of a GenBank genome assembly